Lachancea sp. 'fantastica' is the source of this 477-nucleotide messenger RNA. Lineage: Eukaryota; Fungi; Ascomycota; Saccharomycetes; Saccharomycetales; Saccharomycetaceae. The record is from the annotation of a GenBank genome assembly.
AUGACCACGUCCGAUCAUGCACCACCUGCACGAAAAUCUCCUUGCACAUUCCCAUUGUUGACGUUUCUUACGACGAACGGAAAAUCGAACCGUGAUAAACUUGGAUCACACCACGCCCGGAAUGUAGCCAAAACUUGGCACACACAGACUGCAUCCGUUAGUAACAGAGCUUGUUUGUCAUUUACAGCCCGGCUGGUGCACGAAGAUCUCACGUCAGAGAAACGGAAAAUAGAGCACACAGACGGUGUGUCGCUUUGUACGGAACGUUGCAAGCGACCGCGGUGUCAUUCGUUUUUUAGGAAAUCGGUUGCUGACGGGUAUCAUUCGUUUUUAGAACAUCGGUUGCUGGCUAUUUGCCGUCACAAACGCCGAAACUCUCCAAGACUUUCUUGCAUUCGCAUGUAUGAAUUUUUCUUUUUUCCAGGUUGUGCUACGACCAGCAACAACGCUGUAUUCGUGCAAAAAUCUGCGGAUUAG